AUGACUUCAUUUACACUUAAAGAGGGCCACGACACGGUUCUUCCUAUUGUUUGUAAUGAGCUUACGGAAUCUGGCCCUGGAUCGAUGGUUUCAUGUGCCAUCAACACUAUACACAAGUUAACUUUAACCUUGGUUCGACGGGAUGCGCACCUCGUGGUGAAUGUCCAUAUCGCCAAGGAAGUGUGUCAGAAGUGUAAUGAUGGCAAAUAUAUCAUUCCCUAUGAAUCCAUGCACAUCGUUUCGCAUAGAAAUUCCAUGAGACCCUUUCGUAGCGUUUACAUGAAAGCGAAUGAAUUUUACAAAGAUGGUGUUAAAGUUUCUUCUGACGUUGAGCUCUGGGCACACCGAUCCAUCCUGUGCAGAUACAAACCUUUUGUCGACAUUAUUAAAAGAGUCCCCAAGCCUACCAAGCUAUCCUGGAUAAAAGAUACUAAUGAUAUGAGAACAACCGAGGAAACAUUGUAUAGCACCUGUUCGACUGAGACCAAUGAAAACUUCGAUAACAACCCGAGCGAUUUCGCUGUAGUGGUUGUGCAAAAGUUUUCUGCAGCUACGAUCUGCGCCAUGCUAUUAUACAUUUAUACUGGAGAGGUUAAUCUUGCUGUUGACACUGGUAAAUUUGCCAUCAGCAAGGGCAACAGUUGCUUGAGGGUCAGCAGUUCUCAAGGACAAUACGCCAAAGCCAUUGCACCACAUUCUUUAGAGUCAGACGUGGUCUGGGGUUUUAAGGAUGCGACAUGGGCGGAGUUAUUGGCCGCAGCGGAGGAAUAUGGUGUGGCGGAUCUUAAAGAACGCUGUGAGCGAGAAAUAUGCGAUGACAUCAAUGAGUCGAAUGCUUUUGAGCUCUUGUUCAAAGUGGGUACUCGGUUCGAAGAGGUCAAGAAUUCAGUCAUUGCCUAUAUCGUGUUCAACAUGGAUUCGAUGUUUCCAAAAGACAGCGAUCCAUUUGCUCCCUACAAGGAUCAUCCUUCCUGUCAUGACAUGAUGCUGGAAGUGAUGCGUCAACGAGCCGAGUAUGACCCCUAA
Molecule: messenger RNA, 1026 nt
Organism: Lobosporangium transversale
Lineage: Eukaryota; Fungi; Mortierellomycota; Mortierellomycetes; Mortierellales; Mortierellaceae
Exons: 2
Coding region: 1-1026 (341 amino acids)
Biological process (GO): proteasome-mediated ubiquitin-dependent protein catabolic process; regulation of proteolysis
Cellular component (GO): cytoplasm
Molecular function (GO): ubiquitin protein ligase binding
Source: RefSeq, a predicted model, not a curated record